UUCUAGAGACCUUACCGCUUGGUUUGUAGAGUUUGAGGAAAUCUCUAGUUUAGCGCGCUGGUCUGAUGAGCAUAAGUUUAUUAUGUGUCGGAAGAAACUGACCGGUGUGGCCAAGAGCUUUCUUGCUACAUUGCGCGGAGUUACCACUUAUGCUGCGCUGAAGCGAGCAUUAUUAGCCGAAUUUGCAACAGUAGUAAGAGCGAGUGAUGUCUAUCGGCAAUUGGCUUCGCGGAAGAAAAGGAAAGACGAAUCAGCGCUUGAAUUCAUUUAUUCGAUGCAAAAACUCGCGCAGUCUAUCGAUAUCGAAGAAGAAGACCUUUGCGAAUUCAUCGUGGACGGGUUUUCGUCCGAUGAAACAACAAGGGCGAUUUUGUACGAAGCAACAACAAUUUCGCAACUAAAGAAAAAAAUAGCGCUGCGAGAACGGGCAGACACAAAAUCAGAGGAUAAGAAAAAACGGCCCUUUGUUGAGCAAAUGUCUAAGCAGCACAAAGACACACCAAAUACACGGAAGCCCAAGUGUUACAAUUGUGGUCAGCUGGGGCACGUGGCCACCAGCUGUGUCGAGCGAAAAAGGGGCGUCAAGUGUUACGGGUGCGGUGUGUACGGGCACAAAGCAAGUGAAUGCGAGAAGAAACAAACAACCAACGCGGGUACACAUUUGGUGACAGAGAGCAACGAUACAAUGCAUUCCAGAGAAUAGGCUCCCCGCCUUUAGAAAACACGUUCGUGACGUUCAACGGUUUUGGCGGUACACAAACAAAAGCCAUCGGACGAAUUUUUGUGGAUGUGUGUGUGUGUGCCGUAUCAUACAAAAACGUUCCUUUUUUCGUGGUGCCGGAUGGAACGAUGGUUUAUGACACUUUGUUAGGAAGAGAGUCUCUACAGUUUUUUAACGUCGAAGUGACAAUAGAUGGUGUAAAACUAGUCCCACGGAGUGACGAAAAGGAGCAGGUAGCAGAAAGCAACGUUUUUUUGGCU
This is a messenger RNA of Anopheles merus, 981 nucleotides long. RefSeq lists its product as uncharacterized. The record is from RefSeq and is a predicted model, not a curated record. NCBI's taxonomy places the organism in Eukaryota, Metazoa, Arthropoda, Insecta, Diptera, Culicidae. The transcript has 2 exons. Bases 83 to 703 code for a protein of 206 amino acids. Gene Ontology annotation, molecular function: mRNA binding; zinc ion binding; single-stranded RNA binding. Gene Ontology annotation, cellular component: cytoplasm. Gene Ontology annotation, biological process: positive regulation of cytoplasmic translation.